AUCUUUUUACUAAUUUGAGGUCUAUGGGUUUGUAUUUGUGUAUGUAUUUGUCGAUUACGAAAUUACAAAUUCGAAGGUAAAUUGGAUUAAUUUACUACUUCAGGUCUCGUAUUUUGUAAUGAUAUUUUACAAAAUGAUGUAAUUUACAAAAUGAUGUAAUUUGUCCUGGUAACUAUUUGCUCUUGAUCCAAAACAUAAAAAAUAUUGGUAAAAAAAUGGGGCUAAAGGUAAUCCAAAUUUUAUAUGAUGCAUUGAAAAUCGGAUUGUGCUUAUUCGGGACAGUAGCUGCUUUUUUCACAGUAAUAGAUUUAACAUACUUUUUGUGUAUUCCUAAUGGUCCAAAGAAUGAUAUUGUAGACGAAGAUCCUUGGAUAAAUACUUCUUGGGCUCUACUAGUUAAUAUGAUAUUGUUAACUCUAUUUAUUUUACAACAUUCUUUAUUGGCAUCAAGUAACGUAAAAAACCUUUUUAAAAGUUAUGGGCUGCAAGUAAUUUUUCGUAGUAUAUAUGUCAUAACCACAUCUACCGUAUUAAUGGUCUUGGUAAAAUACUGGAUUAGCACACACCAUGUAAUUAUUUGGGAAUACAACUUGAAAUAUAAACCAGUAUUACUAUUGUACUCUUGCAUUCAUGUUGUUGCAUGGAUUAUAAUAUACGUUGGAAAUAUCUGCACUGAUGUAACAGAACUAUUGGGCAUCAAACAGGUAUAUUAUAGCCUUGUAAGAUUACCCGAUCCAAAUAUAAGGAAAUCAUCUCGACUACAAAGGCUUACCGCACAUAUGAGACAUCCCAGUUUUCUUUCCUUUAUUUUAAUUUUUUGGCUCUAUCCUGUCAUGAGCUUGGAUCGUCUGUUGUUGGCUUCAGUUUUAACUUCGUACAUGUACAUAGCAUGGAACCCAGAUGAAAGAGACUAUUAUUAUCAUAAAUCACAAUAUGAAAGAAAAUAUCAUGAAUUAGAUCAUUUGCAUCGAUACAACUAUUAGAAAGUAUUGAAAUAAAAAUUUUUCCUAACAAGACUAAUAAAUUGAUAUUUUGUUUUACUAAGGAAUGGAUGGUGUAAUGUAUGUAAUGUUUUGUUUUUCAUUUCAUUCUAAAAAGAAUCAUUAAUUUUUUAUAUACCGUGCCAUCGAGUAUACUAUUUAAAAAAGAUUGUACAAGAAAAAGUUGUAAAGAUUUUUAAAGCAUUUGGUUAAAGUGGUGACCAGUACUUAACAGAGUCGCAAUUAGAUUAUUUGUUAGCUUCUUAUAAAAUCCCGUUUUAAUUAAUUUAUUACAUGCUUUAAUAAACUUUUGUAAUAGUUAA
This is a messenger RNA of Anoplophora glabripennis (Asian longhorned beetle), 1303 nucleotides long. Its product is annotated as nurim homolog. NCBI's taxonomy places the organism in Eukaryota, Metazoa, Arthropoda, Insecta, Coleoptera, Cerambycidae. The record is from RefSeq and is a predicted model, not a curated record. The transcript is spliced from 5 exons. The coding region runs from base 216 to 983 and encodes 255 amino acids. Gene Ontology annotation, cellular component: nuclear membrane.